AGAGGGAGAGGGAGAGGGAGAGAGAGAGAGAGGGAGGGGUAGGAAAAGAGUGUGAGAGGCAGAGAGAAGUAAAGACGCUGACUUGUGACUUGACAAAAGAGGGCAGGUACCAGAGACAGGACAAUGAAGGCUGGUGUGGGACUCGUCUCUUCAUUGGUCCUGUUCCUGCUAAUCGGAGCAGUGUUCACCCAGAGGCCUCGGCCAAAGAGGCCUACCAAACGCCCACCYACAACCAGGAAGCCUCCAGUCCGCAAACCUGUAGGGCCAACAGAACCAGAGCCUCAGGAGCCCACUGACUUCCCCCCACCCAUCCUGGGCCCACCUUCCAUCUUUCCUGAUUGCCCUCGAGAGUGUUURUGCCACCCAAGCUACCCGAACUCACUCAACUGUGAGAACCGCAACCUCCGUAAGGUCCCGAUCAUCCCGUUGAGAAUUCACUACCUUUAUCUCCAGAACAACUACAUCUCAGAGGUGACUGCAGAAGCCUUCAACAACGCYACUGAGGUCCGCUGGAUCAAUCUGGCAAACAACCGCAUUCAAAAAAUAGACAAACAGGUCUUUGAGAAGAUCCCAGCACUGCUGUAUUUGUACGUGCAGAAAAACCAGCUCAAAGAAGUCCCAUCAGGCCUCCCUGCAACACUGGAACAGCUUCGUCUUGACAGGAAUCUCAUUUCGAAGAUUCCCGCUGGAGCUUUCAACAAGAUGGAGAACCUGACUCUACUUGACCUGCACUACAACCAGCUGAGUGACAUCAACCUGGGAAAGAACACUCUGAAGGACCUGAAGAGCCUCAUGCAGCUCAACCUGGCUCACAAUGUUUUGAAGAAGAUGCCCUCUGGCGUGCCGGGCAACAUCAUUCAGCUUUACCUGGACAAGAACCGUAUAGAUGACAUCCCAAAAGAUUACUUCAAAGACUUCACUCACCUGGCRUUUGUGAGACUGAACUACAACCAGCUGAGCGACAAGGGACUCCCUAAGACUGUGUUCAAUGUGUCCACCCUGCUGGACUUGCAGCUGGCCCACAACCAGCUUACAGCGAUUCCCUUCUUCAACAGUCACCUGGAGCACCUGCAUCUCAACCACAACAGCAUUGAGAGCAUCAACGGCACGGAAAUUUGUCCUUACGAAAUGCAGGCCGACCUGAGUGACGACAGUCUUGUGCCAAGGCUAAGGUACCUGCGUUUGGAUGGCAAUCAUUUGCAUCCUCCCAUACCUUUGGAUGUCAUCAUGUGCUUCAGACACCUUCACUCCAUCAUCAUUUAGGAGCCUUUCAGACGUAAACCCACACACAGAUGAAAGCAGUGAAUUCAGAACAAAACAAACUCAGUCCAGUACUGAGUUUGAAGCUUGCACAAGCUGCAGAAAUGUGUCACUGAGGCAACACAAUACAGUUUGACACAGCCAGUGUUUUAAUUUUCAUUUUCAAAGUCGCAGCAAGAAUCCAUUUGUCAAGCCAAGCAUUUGGUUUGACUUUGAUUUGAGCAUACGAACAUUUAGCUUGAGGGUUGCAUGGGAUUUUCAGUUAAUCUGUGAAUUACUUUUAAAAAGAGUGAAAAAAAAUACAAUAAGUCGACUGAAACUACAGGUCCACUGACAGAGAAGCAGACAGAGGAUAGUUGUGUUUGUCAGCAGAUGUGCUCAAUGGACAGACCUGCAGACUGAUUUUCAAGGUUCUCAGUGUAAAAAUUGUCUUUCUGUUCUUCUUUAUCAUAAUUUUAUGUAUAUUAUUCCUCUGUAUAAAGACGCUUUGUACAAAUAAUAGGAAAUAAAAUGUAUUUGGUCAAUUUA
This is a messenger RNA of Austrofundulus limnaeus, 1788 nucleotides long. It is a transcript of the gene prelp, whose product is annotated as proline/arginine-rich end leucine-rich repeat protein. Bases 124 to 1263 code for a protein of 379 amino acids. Gene Ontology annotation, molecular function: protein binding. The transcript has 7 exons. The record is from RefSeq and is a predicted model, not a curated record. Lineage: Eukaryota; Metazoa; Chordata; Actinopteri; Cyprinodontiformes; Rivulidae.